Messenger RNA from Lodderomyces margitis, 483 nucleotides. RefSeq lists its product as uncharacterized. The transcript has a single exon. The coding region runs from base 1 to 483 and encodes 160 amino acids. The record is from RefSeq and is a predicted model, not a curated record. NCBI's taxonomy places the organism in Eukaryota, Fungi, Ascomycota, Pichiomycetes, Serinales, Debaryomycetaceae.
AUGCAAUUUUUCAAGUCUUUAUCCAUUUUAGCUUUGGCUGCUCAAUCACUAGCUGAGUUGACUCAAUAUCAAUUGUUUGCUAAAUCAGACGACAAAGAAAUUGAUGGUAACGGCAUAUAUUACAUCAAUGAAGGUGACAAUAUUAGCUACUUCUUCAUUUCAAAUGGCACUGAUGCUCCUUCAGCUUCUACUAUUACUUAUGAUGACGAAAACCAAGAGUUUUACCACCAAGUCAGCCCAGAAAUUAAAUGCGUGCUUACCAACACACAUUUCAUUUUACAAUUGACUGCUACAAGUGAACCAAUGAGGAUUCCAAUUGACGAAGAUGGGGUUAUAGAUUUCGGUAGUAGCUACCAAUUGUACGCUGUCAAGGACUUUGGUGAUCACUAUGGAUACUCCAAGGAUAACUACGGCAUUCUUUUUAGAAAACUAACACAUGGUAUUCCAAUUAGCAUUGAAGCAAGAAAAGAUGUUUCGUCUUAA